UGGGCGGGGCUUGCUGCCCACAGAACGGGACUUGCUGUCCACGCUGACACUUUGAGACUUUCCUACUGUGGUCUCGGCUCUGCAGGGUCCAUGGACUUGGGCACCUUGUCCCGGAAACUGACCCUAACAUUCCGCAGGUCGCAGACAGUUGGAAAUGAGCGAUUCGGAAGACGACGAUACACCCCAGCUUUCUUCCCAUGCCUUAGCAGCUCUCCAGGAAUUUUACGCUGAGCAGAAGCAGUCCACAAACCCAGGAGGGGGUGAUAAAUAUAAUGUCGGGGUAAUAGAGGAGAACUGGCAGCUGAGCCAGUUUUGGUACAGUCAGGACACUGCUUUGCGACUUGCACAGGAAGCCAUCGCUGCUGCUGGAGAAGGUGGCAGAAUCGCAUGUGUGAGUGCACCCAGUGUGUAUCAGAAGCUCCGGGAGCUGCAUGGGGAGGGCAUCUCUGUCUACAUCUUUGAGUACGACAAAAGAUUUGCCAUAUAUGGGGAAGAAUUUGUCUUCUAUGAUUACAACAAUCCACUGGACUUACCCGGAAGAAUUGCCGAGCACAGUUUUGACAUCGUGGUUGCGGACCCUCCUUACCUGUCUGAGGAAUGUCUCAGAAAGACAUCUGAAACAAUCCGGUACCUGACUCGGGGCAAGGUUCUACUGUGCACAGGAGCCAUCAUGGAAGAGCAGGCAGCUCAACUCCUAGAUGUUAAAAUGUGCAAGUUUAUUCCAAAACAUUCCCGAAAUUUGGCCAAUGAGUUCCGCUGUUACGCAAACUAUGAUUCUGGUCUGGACUAUGAAACCUAAAUUCACAUGGCAACAUGUGACAAUAAAGGACUCCAAGGAACACGUCCAUUUCCCAAUAUAUUCUCUUUCUGUUGAAGCGUGACCUUCCCCUCAUGCUGCUCUGGACUGGGACUCUCCUGGCUUAAUUUUCAAAAUAAAACUUCUCGUUGCUGUUUUUCUAA
Arvicola amphibius (Eurasian water vole) is the source of this 960-nucleotide messenger RNA. RefSeq names its product EEF1A lysine methyltransferase 1 (gene Eef1akmt1). The transcript has 5 exons. The record is from RefSeq and is a predicted model, not a curated record. Gene Ontology annotation, molecular function: protein-lysine N-methyltransferase activity; nucleic acid binding. Lineage: Eukaryota; Metazoa; Chordata; Mammalia; Rodentia; Cricetidae. Gene Ontology annotation, biological process: methylation. Bases 155 to 799 code for a protein of 214 amino acids.